Molecule: messenger RNA, 924 nt
Organism: Lepus europaeus (European hare)
Lineage: Eukaryota; Metazoa; Chordata; Mammalia; Lagomorpha; Leporidae
Product: putative vomeronasal receptor-like protein 4
Exons: 1
Coding region: 1-924 (307 amino acids)
Biological process (GO): G protein-coupled receptor signaling pathway
Cellular component (GO): membrane
Molecular function (GO): pheromone receptor activity
Source: RefSeq, a predicted model, not a curated record
AUGAGCACACUUCCUGUUUAUGUUGCUGUUAAUAAAUAUCUUCUUUCUCAAAUUGGCUUUGGAAUCUCAGCCAACACUUUCCUCCUUCUCUUCCACAUCCUCAAACUCCUACAGGAUCACAGACCUAAGCCCACUGACCUCACCACCUGUCACCUGGCCUUUGUUCACAUUGCAUUGCUCAUCACUGUGUUGUUUUUGUUCUCUCCAGAACUGUUUGAGUUGCUAAGUUUUUGGAAUGACUUCAAGUGUAAGGCUUUGUUCUACGUAAACAGAGUAAUGAGGGGCCUCUCCAUCUGCACCACCUGCCUCCUGAGCAUCAUCCAGGCCAUCACCAUCAGCCCCAGCACCUCCUGGUUGGCACAGUUUAAAUAUAAAUACACACAUUUCAUCUUCUAUUUCUUGUUCUUCAUAUGGCUGAUAUGUUUGUCUUUCAGUACUAGCACACUUUUCCACACUGUGGCAUCUUCCAAUGUGACCCAGACAAAUCUGAUGACUAUCACUAAAUACUGCUCAUUUUACCCCAUGAGCCAUGGUAUCAGGGGUUUAAUGUUCACACUGUUAACAUCCAGGGACGUCUUCCUUGUGGGAGUCAUGCUGCUCUCAAGUGUGUACAUGGUGAUCCUCCUGUCCAGGCAUCAGAGGAGGUCCCAGCACCUUCACAGCACCAGUCUCUCCUCAAGAUCCUCCCCAGAGAAAAGGGCCACCCAGACCAUCCUGCUGCUGGUUAGUUUCUUUGUGGUCAUGUACUGGGUGGACUUCAUCAUCUCCUCUUCCUCUAUGGUCCUGUGGACAUAUGACUCAGUUAUCUUGGGUGUCCAGUGUGUUGUGGUCAAUGUCUAUGCCACUGUCAGUCCGUUGGUGCUUAUCAGUUCUGAUAAGAGGAUACUCAGUAUUUUUCAUAAUGUACCACAGAAAAGCUUUUGA